AUGCCUCCUCCCGCCGCCCCGACGCCUCCUCCCGCCGAGCCGCUGCCAAAUUCGCCAGAUUCUACCUCCCCCACGGAGGAGGCUGAGGCGGAUGCGGGAGGCACGCCGUCGAGGGCCGGGCCGGUGGGGACAGUAAGCUGGGGAACCGGGACCAUCGUCGGCGUAUUCACCGGGCUUCUCUACGGCGGGGCCAAGGAGGCCAACGCCAACGUCAGCAAAGAUGCUGAAGUGAUGUUGAAAAUGGGAAGCACCACUGACAAGCGCGAACAGUAUAGGUUGAUGAGAGAUGCCAUGGAGAAAAGGUUCAUCCGGGUUGCCAAAGGCUCACUAGUUGGUGGUGCUCGCCUUGGGAUGUUCACUGCAACUUUCUUUGGCAUACAGAACCUUCUUAUUGAGAACCGUGGGGUACAUGAUGUAUUCAAUAUUGCUGGAGCUGGCUCGGCUACCGCAGCUGCUUUUGGGCUUAUAUUGCCUGGUUCACCGAUGUGGCGUGCAAGGAAUGUAUUGGUCGGAUCUGCUCUUGGUGCCGGAAUUUGCUUUCCCCUUGGUUGGGUACAGUUGAAGUUGGCAGAGAAGGCCAAUCUUGAGAUUGAAAAUUCAAAAUCGCCGUCAGAUUUACAAGGCAAUCAAAGUCGUGUGGGGGCCGCGAUAGACAGACUAGAGAACAGCCUGAGGAAGUAA
Molecule: messenger RNA, 681 nt
Organism: Triticum turgidum subsp. durum (durum wheat)
Lineage: Eukaryota; Viridiplantae; Streptophyta; Magnoliopsida; Poales; Poaceae
Source: the annotation of a GenBank genome assembly